Molecule: messenger RNA, 4921 nt
Organism: Dendronephthya gigantea
Lineage: Eukaryota; Metazoa; Cnidaria; Anthozoa; Malacalcyonacea; Nephtheidae
Product: NPC intracellular cholesterol transporter 1-like
Exons: 17
Coding region: 169-4266 (1365 amino acids)
Cellular component (GO): membrane
Molecular function (GO): lipid carrier activity
Source: RefSeq, a predicted model, not a curated record
CCUUUGAGUUGUACAACCUUGCUCUAUAAUUUCGAAGUUGUGUCUCAACUUGGCGAUUGAACAAGGAUUUCAUUUUGAAAUCGGCUGUAAGUUUGAUCGCCAAGAGAAGUGAAAGGGCCUUUUUGAACGAUUCAAAGCUUUCUUGGGACUCGGUUUAAGGAUCUCACAAUGAAAAUAUACGUUUUGUUUAUUGUUGUUUUCUGCUUGCAGUGCUUGGCAAUACUAACGAAGGCAAAUAAUUCAACGGGUUAUAUCCGUAAAGAGGGCUACUGUAUGUGGUAUGGGCAGUGUGGAACCAAUCCUCAGACGCACCAACCUAUAAAUUGUUUUUACAAUGGCCCUGCGAAACCAGUUGAUGGCAAGGCAUCGUUUGGAAUCUUAGCCCAGUUAUGCCCAGAAUACUCACACAAAGAUAGCAAAGUCUGUUGUUCCUACGAUCAACUUGCAAGCCUCCAAUCUGGUAUGAAAACCGCACAGCAAAUGAUGGCUCGUUGUCCAAGUUGUUGGAGGAAUUUUCGCGAACUGUACUGCAGCAUGACUUGCAGUCCUAACAAUUCGUUGUUUAUAACUGCCACUGAUUUUACCACUACGAAUUCCGGGCCGCGCGCCAUAAAGACCAUCAAUUUCACUGUCGCCGAAACAUUCAGGGAUGGUCUAUACAACUCCUGUAAGAAUGUCAUUUUUCCAAGCAGUAACCAGAAGAUUAUGAACUUCAUGUGUGGUACUUCAGCUGACAAAUGCAACCCAUUGAAAUUUCUGAGGUUCAUGGGUAAUCCCAACCUAAAUGGUGUGUCCCCAUUUAUGAUUAACUAUCCAACUAUCGUAAACAAAGGUAUCGUCCCAAUGUCUGCUGACAUCCACUUAUGCAAUGAGACAGUAUUCGAACCCUUCACAAAUUCAAACCGAUCGCAUUGUAGUUGUCAGGACUGUGUGGAAUCGUGUCCUGUCAUACCUCACUAUGUACCACCAAAGCACUGGCAUUUGGAUAUUGGUGAUAUUCACUUCAAUGUUAUAAGCUUUGCCACCUUGUUAGUGUACCUGGCCUUCCUGGUGGUUUUCAUAGCAGGAAGUAUACUUUAUUAUAGUCUUUCAAGCAGUCGUCACCCCUUCCAGACCCAUGAACAUCCGAGAGCCAUCAUCGGUGGUCGUCAAGGUGUCCUCGAGAAACUCGGCAAGAGAUUCGAUGAGACAAUAAAAAAUAUUUUCACAAAAUGGGGCUAUAUUUGCUGUGAAUACUCAAUUAUUGUAAUAAUAGGUGCUGUUGUCUUUGUCAUCAUUUGUUCAAUUGGGUUAACAAAGUUUACGGUUGUGACGGACCCAGUAAAAUUAUGGUCAGCACCUGGUAGCCAAGCGAGGCAAGAAAAGGAUAUAUUCGACACGCAAUUUCAACCAUUCUUUCGAACCGCCCAGAUUAUAUUUUCUCUCAAGUCCGACAGCAAAUACCGCAAUAAAAGCACUAGUUGUUAUACGAAUUACUUUUCGAAAAAGGGUGAUUGCAUUCUAACUGGGGAGAUAUUACAUCUUGAAAUACUUCACAAGGUUCUGAAGGUGCAAACGCAUUUAGUAGAUAUGGUGGUAGAAUAUGGUUCUGGGAACAUCACACUUCAAGAUAUAUGCAAGAAACCAAUGGCGCCGCAGAACAAUAACUGUACUGUGUUGAGCGCACUGCAGUAUUGGCAAAAUGAUGCUAAGAAAUUAAACAAAUGUAUUGAUGCUUUCGGUGACCCAUGUACACCUGAUAGCUUCUCGUCGACUAGGGCUGCCAGCUGGGGUGAUCAUUUACAAAAAUGCUUCAAUAAUCCAUCAGCAUCGAAUGAUACAACAGUACUUGGCCUACCUUGCACCAGCUUAUUUGGUGGGCCUGUCGCACCAAGUAUUGCUUUUGGCGGUUAUGAAGGAAAGAACUACAGCGAUGCUAAUGUACUAGUGGUAACCAUAGUGAUAAACAAUCAUAAAGAUGAGUCGAAAAACGAGAAGGCGAAAGCCUGGGAGAAGGAAUUCCUUACUUACAUGAAGAAUUACGAUGAUGAGGAUUUAAAGGUGGCCUUCAUGGCACAACGUUCAAUAGAAGAUGAGAUUGAGAGAGAAAGUCACGCAGAUAUAUACACAAUCGUUGUCAGUUACUUGAUCAUGUUUCUAUACAUUACCUUUGCUUUGGGGCAAGUAAACCAGUGUGAUCGAUUCAUGAUUGAUUCCAAAUUCAGUCUGGCAUUUGGAGGCAUCAUGAUAGUGCUUAGCUCUGUCCUGUGUUCAUUGGGAAUCUUCAGCUUCGCAAACAAACCAGCAACAUUGAUUAUCAUUGAAGUUGUGCCGUUCCUUGUCCUGGCUGUCGGUGUUGACAACAUAUUCAUUCUCGUGCAGAAUUACCAGCGCGACAUUCGUCACCCCAGCGAAAGUGUUUCAAGUCAGAUUGGUCGAGUGCUUGGCGAUGUUGCCCCAAGUAUGUUGCUGACGUCUACAUCUGAAGCUGUGGCUUUUGCAUUUGGUGCGCUAUCUAACAUGCCAGCCGUCAAAGUAUUCUCGUUGUAUGCAUCUGUUGCUGUCUUUGUCAACUUUCUCCUGCAAAUUACAUGCUUUGUUGCGUUGCUGUCCAUUGAUGUCAAACGACAAAGGGAGGAGCGUUACGAUAUAAUCUGUUGCUUCCAGAAUUUGAAACUUCCUAAACGGAAGCACUCUCCUAGUCUUCUGUACCAGUUCUUUGACAAUCUGCUCUCGCCGGCGUUACUGUCGAAGUUUGUGAGACCUGCUGUGAUAUUGUUCUUCACCACCCUCCUGGCUCUCAGUAUUAUGGUCAUCCCAAGCAUUGAGGUCGGCCUGGAUCAAUCACUUUCCAUGCCCAAGGAUUCCUACAUGAUAACGUAUUUUAAAAAGCAAGCUUCGAGUUUGAAAGUGGGGUCUCCUGUGUACUUCGUUGUCAACAACCCAAAGUAUCCCUAUCAUCUCCGCACGUGGCAAAACAAAAUCUGCGGCGGGGCAGGAUGUGACUCGGAUUCUCUCAUCCAAGUCGCUUACGAUGCUUACAGAUUAUCAGAACACACUAAAAUUGGCAUGGCGUUGUCAUCUUGGCUCGACGAUUACUUCAGUUGGGCAGAUCCUGCUGCAAAAUGUUGUCGUAUGUUGAACUACACCAUGAAUACAACAUCUCAUGAGAAGAUACCACCUAAAGAAAAGGGCACAUUUUGCAAUGCUUCAUUGACAGAGAGUCGUUAUCAUUGUUACUUGUGCUUGCGAAAGAAACAACUUGGUCAACGUCCAGAUGAGCUGCAGUUUUCGCAAUUUCUGCCCUACUUUCUUAAAGAUAAUCCAGAGAUCAACUGUACCAAAGGCGGCCACGCUGCCUAUUCUGAAGAAGUAAUUCUGCGGCCAUCGGGUUUUACACCGUCUAACAGGAAUAAGAUGCAUUAUUCAAUGCAAAGUCCAACCGAAAAUGCGAAGUCCGACCGAAAUAUUAGCAUUGUGAAAAUCUCGCGUUUCAUGGGUUACCACACGAUUUUGAAGACUUCUGCUGACUUUAUUGAUGCUUUGAAAAAUGCCCGAGAGUUGGCCGAGAAAAUGUCCGCGAAGACGGAAAGUCACGUUUUCGCCUACAGUAUAUUUUAUGUGUAUUAUGAGCAGUAUCUCACGAUAGUUCGAGACUCUUGGGUAAACCUUGUGGUUUGUUUAGCAUCAAUCUUCGCCAUGACCUUCUUGCUGAUGGGAUUCCAAGUUAUUAUUGCGUUUCUUGUAACACUGACUGUCGCAAUGAUCAUCACAGACAUCAUGGGUUUAAUGUACUUGUGGAGUGUACCUCUUAAUGCGAUAUCGCUUGUAAAUCUUGUAAUGGCCGUUGGCAUAUCUGUCGAGUUCUGCUCCCAUAUUGCAAGACACUUCACCAUGACCGCCGGCAAGGACAAAAUAGAAAGGGCCAGGCUGGCUCUAGCACAUAUGGGAAGCUCCGUUUUUAGUGGAAUCACGUUAACGAAAUUUGGCGGGAUUCUUGUUUUGGCGUUUUCGGAAUCGCAAAUCUUCGAGGUCUUCUAUUUUCGCAUGUAUUUGGGUAUUGUGUUGUUUGGGGCCAGCCACGGGUUGGUCUUUCUGCCCGUGUUGCUUAGCUACAUUGGUCCAAAAUGUCGUCAAGAUGCCAUUACGUCACAGGACGGCAUCCAAGAACCCAUCCCAGGCAUCCAGUCCGAGUACGAUCCCUUGAUACAAGGUUCCAAUUCAGACAGCUCAGCUGGUUCCAUCAACGGUUUGGGCUAUGGGGCGGCUCGUCAUGUUGCGACGUAGAACAAAUAUAGCUUUAUUUUUUAUCUUCUUGUUUGACGCUUUGAAGAUUUCCAAAUGAGUUUAUAUGCAGAAGGUUUUAUAGGUUACAUGAAGUAUUAAUUAAUUUCUGUUUAGGAAACUCUGGUUCAAUCUGAUGGCGCGACUUUACGCUUGCAACUUUUGGGGAUUUUCUCCUUUUGGUCUAUGCGAAUGAGGGAAAUGUUUGAUUGCUCUGAUGUACAGUCACCGCUUAUUUUAGCUUUACUGACUUUCCCACUCGUUCACAUGCGUCAAAAGAAGAAAUUUCCUUAACAUUUUGACUUUGCGAUUUUUAAAGUUUUCUGAUUUGAGAAAUACGGGGCAAUCAAGAUACUGGUUUGAUUUUCAAAAAUUCAUGCAAUAUUUUUUGUCUUAUGGUGUCUUAAUGUGUUAUUACCUUUCUAAGCUGCAUAGCAAAGUCAUGAAUUUGUCUUUAACGCAAGCACGACAUAUAGAAAAUAACAUUUUAUUGCUAAAGAAUAUUAUUAUAGGAUUACAGAUGCCGGAGACGGCCUUAUUCUUUCCAAAGUAUGGUUUUUUAUUUGGAAAGAUUAUUUAUUUAGAUACAGUAAUAGGUUUUCCAGGAUUGAAAGGAAAUAUGGUGAAAUCUGAUAAAAAUAAAAGUACUCCUUCUAAA